This is a messenger RNA of Puccinia triticina, 2121 nucleotides long. RefSeq lists its product as uncharacterized. Gene Ontology annotation, cellular component: mitochondrial matrix. The coding region runs from base 1 to 2121 and encodes 706 amino acids. Gene Ontology annotation, biological process: L-arginine biosynthetic process. NCBI's taxonomy places the organism in Eukaryota, Fungi, Basidiomycota, Pucciniomycetes, Pucciniales, Pucciniaceae. The record is from RefSeq and is a predicted model, not a curated record. The transcript is spliced from 2 exons. Gene Ontology annotation, molecular function: arginine binding; L-glutamate N-acetyltransferase activity, acting on acetyl-CoA as donor.
AUGAUAGUGUCGAGGAGAGCACCAACGAGAUCCUCCCUCAACACCCUCCGCAAUCUCCGCCGGGCCUACUACCUCCGCGCAAGCGAAGACGGAGCCAACCUCAAACCCUCGGCUGAUAAACUUCAACGGGAACUUAUCCUUUCAGUCCUAGAAGCCCACCCCUCCGCUCGAGACUCCAGGCUAUACCUCAAAUCAUUUGCUCCCACAUCGAAGAAGAUAGCCAAAACCCCAUCCGCUUCAAACCCCAAGUCCCCAAGUCAUGACACCUUCAAUCCUGGAUUCCCUACCGGCGAAGCUAUGCCUACCACCGCCACCCUAGCCGCUUCAAGCUCAUCAUCCACCUUCGUCCAACCCACCCAAUCAAACACCAGCCGCAAGACUCAAAACCGCGACCUGACCCAGCUGAUUCUAUCCACACCCAAUCACCACACCGGCCUCAUCAAGAUCCAAGGCCCGUUUACCGAUCGACAGCUACAGAGCAUCGUGGAUGGAGUCAUCUAUCUCAAAACACUCGGUCUCAUGUCCAUCAUCGUCUUAGACGAUGAAGCCUGGCAUUACCCUUCAUACACCAGUCUGACUGCCAAAUCCAAGCCACCUGCCAUCCUUCAUUCGAUCAACCCAUCCGAAAACCGUCGCCAGGCUAUCGGGCGCGAGACCGCCAGAUUGUCAGCAAUGCUCGAGAGUCGGGGUGGUCAAAGUCGGCCGAUCUACGAGGGUGUUUUGAGACUGACGGACGAUCGUAAUCAGGAUGGCGAUGGCCUCGACCUGCACAUUGACAAUCUGGACGUACUCAAAUCAGCUAUCAAAAAUCGGGAAAUCCCAAUCAUCCCGCCCAUUGCCAUCAAUUCGUCUUGCGCAACCAUAUGUAUCUCGGCCGAUGAAGUCGUCAAGUCUCUGGCCAAGGGUCUUGCGGCAGUUGGUAGAAGUCCUGAUACCCUCAAUCACUCAAUCGAUCCGCUCACUGCAUAUCACGGCCAAUCUGCCUCCGUCCGAUCAGAGACCGAGCAACAAGAUAUCAACCCGGUGGACACAGACCGGCUUGCAGAAGAGGAAGAAGAUGAACUUGACUUGACUCCUCUCAGACUGAUGAUCAUCAAUCAAGAGGGUGGGAUCCCCUCUCCAGCUCGAAACGGACAUCCACAUCUGUCGAUCAACCUUGCCUCAGAAUACGAAUUCAUCAACGAAACAUUCCGCUGGGCCGAUUCUCAUCCGACCUCCCUCGCGAACCUUUCGAUGGCCAAAUCCUGUCUCAAGUAUCUACCCAACGAGAGCAGCGCAAUCAUCGUCUCUCAUCGCUCACCCAAAAGCUUGAUCGCCAAUCUGAUCACCAACAAACCCGCCCACUCCCCCAGCCUCAAGCACUCCAUCCUCCUCAACCAUGCACGAGAUAUCGGACUGGCUACACCCACGCUGAUCCGCAAGGGACUGCCGAUCAAAGUCAUCAGAGGCGUCGACAAUCUCGAUCUAUCCAAACUCAAAGAUCUCUUGGAAAAAUCAUUCAAGAAAACGUUGGACCAUCAGCGGUACUUCGAGCGGCUCAAAACUUCGCUAAGGUUUGUGAUUCUUGCGGGCGACUACCAGGCCGCGGCGAUCGUGACAGAUGAGCGGGAGAAGGGAUGCUCGACGGAAGAUUCAGAGGGAACGCCGGAGCCGAUUGUAUAUCUGGACAAAUUUGCGGUCCUGCCAUCCUUACAAGGCGAAGGGAUUGUUGACUUCUUGUGGGGGGCGUUGAGAGAUGAAUCGUUCGGGCUGGGCAACCUAGAUGCGUUGAACAACAACGGCGGGCUGAGCGGGUUAGGCGAGCCGGUGGACCUCGUCUGGCGGUCACGGACGGACAACCCCGUGAACCGGUGGUACUUCGAACGCUCGAACGGGUUCAUCAAGCUCCCCCCUCUCCCAGCUCCAACUCCGACUCCAAAUUCGUCCGCCAAAAGACCCAACUUCAGCCUGUUUUGGUGUGCCGCCGAUCACCCGGCUCCUCUUGACAUCAAGCACAACCAUUCUGCUCCCAACACUUCUCGAGAUCCUUCUUCGUCCCCUCUCAUCGACAUCCUGCGAUCCACUAAACUUCAGACUUGGUGUCGCGUUAUCAACCAGAUUCCUAGCUGCUGGACGUCUUGA